AUGUUCUUUUCAUACACUGUCUUGCAGUUUGUCAACUUCACGAAAAUAAUGUCCAAGAACACAGAUAUUGCAAAGAAGGAAGCAGCCUUUGCGCUUUCUGCACUCAUGGAAAUUCCACUCCAAUAUAGAGCCACCCAAAGGAUAUAUGACAUAGAUAAAAAUACAGUAGGUCCACGGACAAGGCCACUUCCUCCUCCACGAGAAGUGAUAGAUCAUGAUAAUUCUGUUCAAUCAUUCCCACACAUGACGAGCUUCGAAUCAGUCCCACGCAUGAUGAGCUUUGAGUCAGUUGACCAAACAGCACCAGUGGAACAGGUCUGCCCCAUUUGCUUGACAAAUCCAAAGGAUAUGGCUUUCGGAUGCGGUCAUUUGACUUGCAAGGAUUGUGGUGUGACCAUUUCAUCAUGCCCUUUGUGCCGGGAGCCCAUAACGACGCGACUAAGACUGUAUGCUUGA
This is a messenger RNA of Ilex paraguariensis (yerba mate), 456 nucleotides long. NCBI's taxonomy places the organism in Eukaryota, Viridiplantae, Streptophyta, Magnoliopsida, Aquifoliales, Aquifoliaceae. The record is from the annotation of a GenBank genome assembly.